AAAUCCAUUUCUUUACGAAGACCCAUAAUGGUAUCUACAUCCCUUCUACUACCCCCUAUGAAGCAUCCCCCCCCGCUAUGCCGGAGGUUUUUGUUUGCUAACUAUGCCCAUAGAGCAAUCCGUUCAGCAUAAAUGGCGGCGCGGUUGUAGCGAUGUGCGAAAUCCUUCAUUUCCCACCUUUGUGAAGCUUAGUUACUGAUAAAGGUUGAUGGAAUCAGGGUUGGGAAGGAUUGUGUUGCUAUUGCCUGCGAUCUGAGGUUAGGAAUGCAGGCCCUUACUGUAUCCAAUGAUUUCCCCAAGAUCUUCAACUACGGCGAUGUCUAUCUAGGUCUGACAGGUUUGGCGACGGACGUUACAUCUGUGUUUGUCCCCCCUCUCGUUGUUGGUCUGUUUCGUUUAUCGGACACUGACUCCCUCAUCCAUUCCACCCCCGGUCAAGUUUUGCUGAUGAAGAGGUGGAACAUAUAGCUCCGAGCUCUUCCGCUAUAAAGUGAACAUGUACCGCCUACGAGAGGAACGUGAUAUCGAACCCCAGACCAUGGCGAAUCUAGUCUCAUCGUCUCUAUACGAAAAACGAUUCGGACCGUACUUUGUUUCGCCUGUCAUCGCUGGAAUCAAUCAACAUAGCGGCAAGCCGUUUGUCUGCGGAUUUGACUCGAUUGGGUGUAUCAACUUUGCUGAAGACUUUGUUGUGUCGGGGACGGCAUCUGACCAGCUCUUUGGUACUUGUGAAGGGUUGUGGGAGCCUGAUUUGGUAUGAUCUGCUUGAUCAUGAAGGAUGGAUAGAGCAGGAGAGCUACCUGCUGAUAUGCUGGUGUUUUAUAGGAGCCAGAGGACUUGUUCGAAGCCAUCUCUCAGGCACUCCUUAACUCUGUUGACCGUGAUGCGUUGUCCGGUGGGUCUCUUGCACAUCCUGGGAGUGGUUUUGCAUAGUUGCUGAUCGGAGGCAUAGGUUGGGGUGCACAUGUUUAUCUUGUAACUAAGGAUAAGGUUGUCAAGAGACUCCUCAAAGGUAUACUCCCCCCUCACCUAUCAGCGCUUUCUUCUUGGUUUCUUUUCCGUGGUGGUUUGGUAGCUAACAAUCUACUUUCGCGGGCGGAUAGGAAGACAAGACUAAUAUUAAUAUAAAAAAAAAGGAUGGAGAGGACUUCUGCGAGAGCCACAAUGGGAUUUGGGUGUCUGUAUUUAUACUCAUAAAUCAUCAUCACGUCGUCUCCUCUAUUUCUAGAGCUGUGGAUAGCUGCGAAUAAAUACCCUUUCCUGCCUGUAUAGAAUUUUUUUUAUGACUCGAAUAUUGGGGUCCUGGCAGGGUAUGGCGAUGUAGCGUAUAUGGUGUGAUAUCGGCAAGUAGGUUGGAGCGACGCCUGGGUGGUCUCUGGAAAUGAUUGGGUUUGCUCCUUUGUGAUAUCUCGAAAACUACCUCCACCACGCCAUGUUCACGGAACAAUUGGAAUAUACAUUUAUCCGGA
Molecule: messenger RNA, 1469 nt
Organism: Tuber aestivum (summer truffle)
Lineage: Eukaryota; Fungi; Ascomycota; Pezizomycetes; Pezizales; Tuberaceae
Source: the annotation of a GenBank genome assembly